GUGAGUUCCAGGUCAGUCUGGUCUACAAAGUGAGUCCAGGCUAGCCAAGGCUAUACAGACAAACCCUGUCUUGAAAAACAAAAAACAAAGCAAAGCAGCAGUAACAACAACAAAAAACUACUGUCUUAAUCAUUUACUGUAUUGGGGCUGCACAGAUGGCUCAGCAGUUAAGAAUACUCUCUGCUCUUCAAAGGUUCUGCAUCUUGUUCCCAGCAACCACAUGGUGGCUCACAAUCAUCUCUACUGGGGUCUGAUGCCCUCAUCUGGCCUGCAGGAUGCAGUGACCUAUGAUGAUGUGCAUGUGAACUUCACUCAGGAAGAGUGGGCUUUGCUGGAUCUUUCCCAGAAGAGUCUCUACAAAGAUGUGAUGGUGGAGACCUACAGGAACCUCACUGCUAUAGGCUACAAUUGGGAAGACCAUAAUAUUGAAGAACAUUUUCAAAGUUCUAGAAGACAUAGAAGGCAUGAAAGAAGUCAUACUGGAGAGAAACACUCUGAAGAUACUCAAUGUGGUAAAGCCUUUGCAUAUCACAGUCAUCCUCAAAGGAAUGAAAGAAUUCAUACUAGAGAGAAACCCUACAAAUGUAAGCAAUGUGAUGAAGCCUUUGCACGUUACAAUCAUCUCCGAAUACAUAAAAAAACACAUACUGGAGAGAAGCCCUAUGAAUGUAAUCAAUGUGGUAAAGCCUUUGUAUAUCAGGGUUAUCUCCAAAUUCAUAAAAGAUCACAUACUGGAGAGAAGCCCUAUGAAUGUGACCAGUGUGGUAGAGCCUUUGCGUAUCACAGUCAUCGCCAAAUACAUAAAAGAACACAUACUGGAGAGAAACCCUACAAAUGUAAUCAAUGUGAUAAAGCCUAUUCAUAUUACAAUAGUCUACAAAUACAUAAAAGGACACACACUGGAGAGAAACCCUACAAAUGUAAUCAAUGUAGUAAAACCUUUAUAUGUUACAGUCAUCUCCGGUUGCAUAAAAAAAUACAUACUGGAGAGAAACCCUAUGAAUGUAUUCAGUGUGGUAAAGCCUUUGUAUAUCAUACUUCCCUCCGAAUUCAUAAAAAAAUACAUACUGGAGAGAAGCCCUACGAAUGUAACCAAUGUGGUAAAGCCUAUACACGUCACAGUCAUCUCCAAAUACAUAAUAGAAUACAUACUGGAGAGAAACCUUAUCAAUGUAAUCAAUGUAAUAAAGCCUUUGCACGGCAAGAUAGUCUCCAAGUACAUACAAGAACACAUACUGGAGAGAAACCCUUUGAAUGUAACCAAUGUGGCAAAGCCUUUGCACGUCAAAGUCAUCUUCGAAGACAUGAAAGAAUCCAUACUUGAGAGAAAUCCUAUGAGUAUAUUUAGUA
Molecule: messenger RNA, 1350 nt
Organism: Acomys russatus (golden spiny mouse)
Lineage: Eukaryota; Metazoa; Chordata; Mammalia; Rodentia; Muridae
Product: zinc finger protein 120-like
Exons: 4
Coding region: 221-1324 (367 amino acids)
Biological process (GO): regulation of transcription by RNA polymerase II
Molecular function (GO): DNA-binding transcription factor activity; RNA polymerase II cis-regulatory region sequence-specific DNA binding
Source: RefSeq, a predicted model, not a curated record